Molecule: messenger RNA, 1824 nt
Organism: Sycon ciliatum
Lineage: Eukaryota; Metazoa; Porifera; Calcarea; Leucosolenida; Sycettidae
Exons: 1
Coding region: 1-1824 (607 amino acids)
Source: RefSeq, a predicted model, not a curated record
AUGAGGAAAGGAGUAUACCCCUAUGAGUACAUGAACAGCUUCUCCAGGUUCGAUGAGACUCAGCUACCAGCACAGAGUGAGUUCUACUCUUCACUGUCUGAUGAGGGGGUGAGUGACGAUGACUACAAACAUGCUGAGACAAUGUGGAUGAAAUUCGACUGUCAGACUCUUGGUGAUUAUCACGACUUGUAUCUCAAGACCAACGUGUUUCUCUUGGCUGACAUCUUUGAGAAUUUCAGAGUAGAAGCUGUCAGAACGUAUCAGCUGGAUCCAGCAAAUUACUACACUCUGCCUGGUUUUGCCUGGGAUGCUCUGUUGAUGUACUCAGGUGUGUCCUUGGAAUUACUAACAGACUAUGAUCAGCACUUGUUUGUAGAAUCAGGAAUGAGAGGCGGUGUGUCGAUGGUCUCACAACGAUAUGCUGCUGCUAAUAAUCACUAUCAGGAGAAAUUUGAUGCUGAUCAGCCAUCGUCAUUUAUCCAGUAUCUCGAUGCCAACAAUCUCUAUGGUUGGGCAAUGUCACAGCAUCUCCCAGUGUCUGAUUUUCGGUGGGAGAAACCAUCAGAGAAACUCCUGAACAAGAUACUAAAUACUCAAGAUGAUUCCUCAUCGGGGUAUAUCGUCGAGUGUGAUCUGGAAUAUCCACACGAACUUCAUGGGAAGCACAACGAUUAUCCAGUUGCUCCGGAACGUCUUUCCGUCAAUGAGGACAUGCUAUCUCCAUACCAGCAGGAGCUUAUUGAUAAACUCAAUUCUUCCGGAGUAGAUGCUCUCAAACUUGUACCAAACUUGAGGGACAAGACAAAGUACGUUCUCCAUUACCGAAACUUGAAACUCUACACUCAGCUCGGACUACGUUGUGUCAAAAUUCAUCGUGCUCUGAAAUUUACUCAGACACCGUGGAUGAGAAACUACAUCGAGAAGAAUACAGACCUCCGGAAGAAGGCAAAGGAUGAUUUCUCUAAGGACUUCUAUAAACUGAUGAACAAUGCGGUGUUUGGGAAAACUAUGGAGAACGUUCGGAGGAGAGUCAACAUAAAAUUGUUGAGAAGUCGUGAGGAGAAGAAAAUCAAACAGCUUGUUGCCAAACCAACGUACAACCGCCAUGUGAUCUUCAACGAUGACCUGGUCGGGGUACAAAGUAACAGGACAAAGGUCGUCCUCAACAAACCCAUAUAUGUUGGGAUGUCGAUUUUGGAUCUCUCAAAGACACUCAUGUAUGACUUUUACUACAAUCACCUGAAAGUGAUGUAUGGCUCUGAUGUGAGACUCUUGUACACCGAUACAGACAUUCUUCAUUUCUUUACUGAUGAUCUGUUUGAUGACAUGAGUGAGUUUCUUGAGAAGCAUGAUACAAGCAAUUAUGAUCAAUCACAUCCGUUAUAUUCCGAGAAAAACAAGAAAGUUGUUGGCCUGUUCAAAGAUGAACUCGGUGGAAAACUGAUCACUGAGUUUGUAGGACUUCGUUCCAAGAUGUACAGUUACUCUGGUGAGGAAAGUGGAAAAAGAGCAAAGGGGGUGAAAAAAGCAGUGCUCAAGAAAACUAUCACACAUGAUGAUUUCCGAAAUUGUCUCUUGGAUCAAUCCGUGUUCCAUCGAGAAAUGACAACACUCCGGAGUCAUAGUCACGUUAUAUUCGGAGAAACGGUUAAUAAGAUAGCCUUAUCACCAUUGGACACAAAACGAUACAUCACAGAAGAUAGAUGUAGCACGUUAGCGUUCGGACACCAUGAAAUACCAAAAUAUCUGGCUGAGGAGGGGUUUGAUAGUAGCAUUUCAUUCAUGAGUUAUGCUCCGGAUAUGAUGAAGCAGUUCGUCCAGUGA